UUUGGGGUUUCCCACGGCUGGAUCCUGCUGCUGGCCCUGCUGGCCAUCCCUGUCUGCGCCCUCAGGGGCAGGGAUGUGGAGAACAUGAAGAUUAUUCGGGGUCUGAUGCAGCACGUGAAGCGGCUGUACGGGAUCCGCAUGGUGGUUCGGGGCACGCAGCACUUCCCUCCCCGGCAGCCCUACGUGGUGGUGAGCAACCACCAGAGCUCCCUGGACCUGCUGGGGAUGAUGGAGGUGCUCCCUGACCGCUGUGUCCCCAUUGCCAAGCGGGAGCUGCUCUACAUGGGCGCCGUGGGGGUCGUGUGCUGGCUGGGGGGAAUCAUCUUCAUCGACCGCAAGCGCACGCACGACGCCAUCAGCGUCAUGGCCGAGGCUGCGCACACCAUGCUGAGCCAGGAUGUCCGUGUGUGGGUCUUUCCCGAGGGCACCCGUAACCACAGCGGCUCCAUGCUGCCCUUCAAGCGCGGCGCCUUCCACCUGGCGGUGCAGGCCCAGGUCCCCGUUGUCCCCAUCGUCAUCUCGUCCUACCAGCACUUCUACAGCAAACGGGAGCGCAGGUUCACCGCCGGGCGGUGCCUGAUCCAGGUGCUGCCCCCGCUGCCCACCCGGGGCCUGGGUCCGGCCGACGUUCCCGCGCUGACCGAGCGCGUCCGAGCCGCCAUGCUGGACGCCUUCGAGGGGCUCUCGGCCGAGCUGCAGAGUGACCACCAGAGUGACCAGGGCAGUGACCACCGGAGUGACCACAUGGACACCCAGAGUGACCGCCAGAGUGACCACAAGGACACCCAGAGUGACCACAGGAGUGACCACAAAGAGACCCAGGGUGACCACAAGGACACCAAGAGUGACCACAGCAGUGAUCACCAGAGUGACCACAGGAGUGACCACCAGAGUAACCAGGGGAGUGACCACCAGAGUGACCACAUGGACACCCAGAGUGACCCCAAGGACCCCUGGAGUGACCACGGCAGUGACAGCACAAGUGACCGCAAGGACACCAAGGGUGACCACAAGGAGACCCAGGGUGACCACAAGGACACCAAGGGUGACCACAAGGAGACCCAGGGUGACCACAGAAGUGACCACAAGGAGACCCAGGGUGACCACAGAAGUGACCACAAGAAGACCCAGGGUGACCACAAGAAUACCAAGAGUGACCCCCAGAGUGACCACAUGGGCACCAAGAGUGACCACAGCAGUGAUCACCAGAAUGACCACAGGAGUGACCACAAGAAGACCCAGAGUGACCCACACAGCCCCACACCUGGCCAGAGUGACCACAGAAGUGACCACAAGGACACCAAGAGUGGCCACAAGGACCCCCAGAGUGACCCCCAGAGUGACCCCCAGCGUCCGGCAGUGACCACGAGUGACCCCCACGUGGUGACCCCGCAGUGACCCCCGGCCCUGCAGUGACCCCACGGAGGGGUCAGAGAGGGGACAGAGUGACCACAGAGAGGGGACAGAGAGGGGACAGAGUGACCACACAGUGGGGACAGAGUGACCCUCAAGCUGGACACAGAGUGACCACAAAGAGGGGACAAACUGGGCCACGAGUGGGGCAGGGACUGACCCCCAAGCUGGACACAGAGUGACCCCUGGUUGGGGACAGAGUGACCACAAAGGGGGGACAAAGUGACCCUGAAGUGGGGCCUGGACUGACCCCCAAACUGGACACUAAGUGACCCCUGAGUGGGGACAGAGUGACCCUGAAGUGGGGCCUGGACUGACCCCAAAGGAGGCCUGGACUGACCCCCAAGCUGGACACAGAGUGACCACACACUGGGGCCUGGACUGACCCCCAAACUGGACACGGAGUGACCCCAAAGGAGGCCACAAGUGACCCCUAAGUGGGGACAAACUGGGGCCUGGACUGACCCCUAUGUGAGGCCUGGACUGACCCCCAAGCUGGACACUAAGUGACCCCCAAGUGAGGCCUGGAGUGACCCCUGAGUGGGGACAAAGUGACCACCAAGUGAGGCCCAGAGUGACCCCCAAAUUGGACACAGAGUGACCACUAAGUGGGGACAGAGUGACCACAAAGUGGGGCCUGGAGUGACCCCUAAGGAGGCCACAAGUGACCCCCAAGCUGGACACGGCUUGACCCCCAACUGGGGACAGAGUGACCCCUGAUUGAGGCCUGGAGUGACCCCCAAGUGGGGACAGAGUGACCACAAAGUGGGGCCUGGAGUGACCCCCAAGUGAGGCCUGGAGUGACCCCCAAAUUGGACACAGAGUGACCCCUGAGUGGACACAAAGUGACCCCCAAGAGGGGCCCAGAGUGACCACAAAGUGGGGACAAAGUGACCACAAAGUGAGGCCUGGAGUGACCCCUGAGUGGACACAAAGUGACCCCUGAGUGGACACAGAGUGACCCCCAGGUUGGACUUGGUUUGACCCCCAAGUGGAGUCCGGGGGGCGUGGCCAGGGGGGCGUGGCCGGAUCUGAUUGGCUGCCGCAGCCA
Molecule: messenger RNA, 2464 nt
Organism: Catharus ustulatus (Swainson's thrush)
Lineage: Eukaryota; Metazoa; Chordata; Aves; Passeriformes; Turdidae
Product: 1-acyl-sn-glycerol-3-phosphate acyltransferase-like
Exons: 6
Biological process (GO): phosphatidic acid biosynthetic process
Cellular component (GO): membrane; endoplasmic reticulum
Molecular function (GO): 1-acylglycerol-3-phosphate O-acyltransferase activity
Source: RefSeq, a predicted model, not a curated record